Molecule: messenger RNA, 729 nt
Organism: Hansenula ciferrii
Lineage: Eukaryota; Fungi; Ascomycota; Saccharomycetes; Phaffomycetales; Wickerhamomycetaceae
Product: Major allergen
Exons: 1
Coding region: 1-729 (242 amino acids)
Cellular component (GO): cell surface; extracellular region; fungal-type cell wall
Molecular function (GO): metallopeptidase activity; integrin binding; zinc ion binding
Source: RefSeq, a predicted model, not a curated record
AUGAAAUUCUUCACUGUGGGUUUAUUAGCUUCAAUCGCUUUAGCAUCUCCAAUAAUUGAUCCAUCAUUUGUUAAUGAACAAGCUAAUAAUGAAAUCACAACUCCAAAAAUCUUAAAUUGUAACUCUACACAAACUGUUCAAUUGAAAAAAUAUUAUAAAGAUCUUAUUGAAUUUUCUACAAUUGCUAAACAAAAUUUACUUAAAAAUGGUGGUGAUGAUCAGGUUUUUAAAAAUUGGUUUGGUAAGGGAAAUCCUUUAACCGUUUUAGGAAUCAUUGAUGAAGUCUUAGAAGGUAACAAAGAUGGUGUCUUGUACCGUUGUGAUGAUAUUGAUGGUGAUUGUGCAGCUCAUCCAACUGAAUGGCCGGGAUAUCAUAGAUCAAGUGAUGAUCAUUCAGGUGAAACUGUGAUUUGUGAUUUAUUCUUUAAUUCAAAACAUCCAAUUGAAAAAUUUUGUUCUGAAGGUGAUAUCUUGACAAUAAAGCCUAAAACUUAUGCAGGUAUUGAUCUAUUUCAUAGAUUUUUACAUUUAUCAAAAAUUAAUAAAGGGUAUUAUGGUGAAUAUGCUGAAGAAUUUAAAGAUUUGUUGGACUAUGCUGAAAAUAAUAUAACUUUUGCUGUUUUGAAUACUGAUAAUAUUUUGUACUACAUUGCAGAAUCUUAUUCGUUAAACUUGACUGGUUCAGAUAGUUGUUUAGGUAAUUUAUCAAAUUCAACUUUAACAAACUAA